Messenger RNA from Uranotaenia lowii, 2874 nucleotides. RefSeq lists its product as uncharacterized. The record is from RefSeq and is a predicted model, not a curated record. Bases 1 to 2874 code for a protein of 957 amino acids. The transcript has a single exon. Lineage: Eukaryota; Metazoa; Arthropoda; Insecta; Diptera; Culicidae.
AUGGCUAGCAAGGCGGAGAAAAAACUAGCAGCGGACCUUCUGACGAGACGACGAGCGUGUGCCGAACGAGAUGUGGUGGAGAAGUUUGUAGCGGAUUUCACUUAUGAACGAGAUUGUUGCCAGGUUGCGGUACGUUUGGAGGCGCUCAACAAGUGCAACGAGUUGUUCCUAAACGUGCAGAACGACAUCGAAAUGGGCGAUAGCGAAGAACGGUUUGAAACACACCUAGAAUUCCGUGCUGAUUUUGAGGAUCGAUUCUGCAGGGCGAAGGGUUUUUUGCUGUCCAAACUGGAGAGUAGGGAGCAUCCGUUGAGUUCGACGAUCAUCCACGCAUCGGCUUCUCAUAGCAUGUCUUCCAGCUUUCAUCAUCGUCUGCCAAAAAUCGAUUUGCCGAAGUUUAGUGGAGAUGAAUCGCGCUGGAUCUCGUUCCGUGAUAAUUUUCUCUCGAUGAUCCACUGCAACGAGGACAUACCGAUCGUCAACAAGCUGCAGUAUCUGUUGCAGUCGCUGGAAGGAGAGGCAAGGAAACCGUUCGAGUCUGUGGAUAUCCAAGCCGAUAAUUAUUCGUCGACGUGGGACGCGCUUAAGAAGCGUUACGACAACAAGCGGUUCCUCAGAAAGGAGCUUUUCCGUGGCCUAUACAACCUUCCACCGAUACAGCACGAGUCCGCACAAGACCUCAACACACUGGUUGAUGAUUUCCAGCGACACGUUAAGGCUCUGGGAAAACUAGGGGAACCGAUCGAGUAUUGGGACACUCCACUUAUCUUCAUCUUAACGAACAAGUUGGACUCAGCAACGAUUCGCGCAUGGGAGCAGGAUACUCGACAGAAAGAAGAAGUGAAGUACGACGAGCUCAUCGAGUUUCUCAUCCACCAGGUCCGGAUGUUGAAAUCCGUGGACAGCGAUCUCCAGCAUCGUUCCUCAGUGCCCACCGUUUCCAAGGUGGCCGGACAAAUCCCGAAGAAACUAGUUACCAUCCGAUCUGUCGUGAACGCAGCGACAUCCGAAACUCAAUCCAGCACUUCGCAAUGCCACUGUUGUUUGAGAACACAUCCGCUUCACCAAUGUCCAGCAUUUUCGAACCUGUCAAGCUCCCAACGGCGAGAGCUUGUGACACAGCACAGCCUUUGCUGGAAUUGCUUUCGCGCAAACCACCAGGCAAGAUCCUGCAAGUCCAAGUUUCUGUGCAGGAUUUGCCAAGCGAAGCACCAUACGAUGUUGCACGACCCAGCAGCACCACCGAAUGAGUUCUCACCCGAGAGAUCUCAUCUCAUACAAGUGAAUCCAGGUCCGAGCGGUUCACUCAGCCCACCAACGAUAAAUCUAUCCGUGCAUUCAAAUUCAACGGUUCUAUUGGAGACAGUUGCGCUGUUAGUAGUCGACCGAUAUGGCAGAAAGAUCCAAGCACGAGCUCUUCUAGAUUCCGCAGCAAUGUCCAACUUUAUUACCAGGAAGCUGGCGAACGAGCUCGCCACCCUACAAACUCCCGUGGACAUCGCAGUUGCCGGAAUUGGAGAGUCAGUCAAGCGCAUCAGAAAAAAGUUAGCUGCCAAGAUCGUAUCCAAGAACAGCGACUUCUCCACCACACUCGAUUUCCUCGUCAUGAAGAAACCAACAUCAUAUCUCCCCACGUCCCCGAUCGAUACAACUGCCUGGAAAAUGCCAAAAGUUCCCUUGGCGGAUCCUCAGUUCAACGUUCCAGCAACAAUCGACAUGAUCAUCGGUGGAGAAUGUUACCAUGAGUUCCACACGGGCGUACGCCACUCUCUUGGUAAUAAUUCUCCGUUUUUGGUGGACACCCUCUUCGGCUGGACAGUUUCUGGCAAAGUUGAUUCCAGCUCCACCACCGCACCGCGAGCGUGCUUCCUCUCCACCGUUGAUCAAACCCGAGAAACGAUCCCUGGGGAGUUCCGGCCAAUGGAAACCCCCGAUGGGUGUCAGAAAACAGAAGCUCAACCCUCCACCACUCAAAUCCACAAAGAAGGAUGCUUCGCCCGCCAUUCCCGGCCCAAUAAUCCAAAAACCACCCUUGGAGAUUCUCGCACAAAGACCACACACCAAAACUCCACCAGAGAUACAAGCCACAAGAUACCUGAAAACACCACCCAAACCAGAAAUAUGCACAACAGCGAUCCUGUUGAGGACGAAUCACACUGCUAUCUGCCACAUCACCCGGUGCUCAAGGAAGCCAGCAAAACCACCAAUGAACGCGUGGUAUUCAACGCAUCCUGUGAGCACAAUUCAGGGUACGCGCUCAAGGAUACGCUGCUCGUCGGUCCCGUCGCUCAACUCAGCCUGCUGUCCAAUACUCCUCUAAACACCUCCAAGGUCAUCGACGAAGGAAAAGACGCUGUCUGUGGAUCCUCCGGCUGCGCUGUCCAUUUGGCCAAGCAGCCCUCUGUUACCUGUCUGGAGCUAUACGCACCUGUUCUGCCAACGGAAUCGUUCCGGACACCCCAUCGGUCAAAGCCGCCACCGCAUCGUUGGAGAACUGUCGGUACUAAGCAUGUAACUGCUAUCCAGAUGGAUACAUAUGAACUCAGUUGGAGACACGUUCCGCAAGUGCACAUCGCAGCCAGCGAACUAUCCAGGAAUUUACAUGCCUUCAACUUGCCCGAAAAACCUGAUUGGUGUUACGACCAUGCAUGGCAAUCGUCGUUGUUGGAAAACUUGCCCUGUUCCGCCACCUCGCGGUCACUCGAUCGCUCUACAAGACUUCAUCCAGGUCGAGAUGGAGUCAUUCAGUUAGCCAAGCGAGAUUGCCAUCUUAUUGACCGCCAGCAAUCAACAGGUCAACGUGACAACCCCCGACAACUAGUACAAGCUACAAAGACCGGUAGAGCACGCCGAACGUGCUCAACGCGCUUAUAG